This is a messenger RNA of Hibiscus syriacus, 597 nucleotides long. Its product is annotated as transcription factor MYB2-like. The record is from RefSeq and is a predicted model, not a curated record. Gene Ontology annotation, cellular component: nucleus. Gene Ontology annotation, molecular function: DNA-binding transcription factor activity; sequence-specific DNA binding. Lineage: Eukaryota; Viridiplantae; Streptophyta; Magnoliopsida; Malvales; Malvaceae. Bases 1 to 597 code for a protein of 198 amino acids. Gene Ontology annotation, biological process: regulation of DNA-templated transcription. The transcript is spliced from 4 exons.
AUGGAUGGUAAGGCGAAGGGCAGCGUGCUAAGUGAAGAAGAUGAUGACCAGAGAGAGUUGAGACGGGGUCCAUGGACUGCUGAAGAAGAUCUAAAGCUCCUCAAUUACAUUGCUACCCAUGGUGAAGGUCGAUGGAAUUCUCUUGCUCUUUACGCAGGUCUCAGACGAACCGGGAAAUGCUAUAGAUUGAGAUGGUUAAAUUAUCUUUGCCCCGAUGUUCGACGCAGGAACAUCACGCCCGAAGAACAGUUUCUAAUUCUCGAACUUCACUCUCUAUGGAGAAACCGAUUGUCAAAGAUUGCUCAACACUUGCCUAUGGAUACUAAUUCAAGGAUACCAUGCGUCGCCUAUGGAUGCCGAGCACCGCAGCCUCGUCAGAGACUCGAGUUUCAUCGGAUUAUUAUGUCAACAUCUCGGUUAACGAAUCCGGACUACUUUCAUCAUCAGUGUUCAUCCUUUAUAAGUCCCUCUAGUAAUUACUACAACGCUGGGGUGGAUUUCCAACCACGGUUAGAUGGAGCUGAUGUUGCAUCAGAUAUUCUCUUGAACUCUGAUGAUUCUUUGUUCUCACAGCAGCAGUCCAACUUCCACAUGUGA